Molecule: messenger RNA, 1170 nt
Organism: Owenia fusiformis
Lineage: Eukaryota; Metazoa; Annelida; Polychaeta; Sabellida; Oweniidae
Source: the annotation of a GenBank genome assembly
AGGUGCUCCCCAUAAUUUAUCACAGAUCUCUGUACCUAUGCACACUCAGAGACCUGGACCAGCACACGCUCAUAGUUCUGCAGUGCAUGUAAAUAUGGAACAGUACUAUGGAACACCUUCUGCACCCAGGGAUAUAUUCAACUACUUUAAGUUAUGAUCAUAAGAGGAUUGAACCGAUACAUAACAAGCAAGGAUGGUAUUACAAUGACCUAUCACUGUGAUAAAUGUAGUGAGGUUUUCGACCAAGCUAAAGGCUUGUCCACUCAUAGGAAGAAAAUGCAUGGGCUUGUUGACUUUAUCUGUAAUAUAUGUGAGGCAACAUCUAAAACACAUCACUAUUUUGCGGAACAUAUGUAUUUUGUGCAUUACUAUGAUGGCAAAGGGUAUCAUAAAUGUGAUGUGUGUGGAACAUCAUUGCGUCAUAAGUCAGCAUUAGCAAAGCAUAUGUUGAUACAUAAGCAAGAGAAACCUCAUAUGUGUUCUACAUGUGGCAGGGCUUUUACACAGUCCAGUACACUGAAGACACAUGAAGAGAUUCAUAUGACUGAUGCAGAAAAAACACUUGUAUGUGCAAUAUGUAAUAAAAAAUUUGGACGUCGGACUACUUUUAAAUUACAUGUUAAAGGACAUAGUAAAUCUCAUCAGUGUGCUUAUUGUGGCCUAAGAUUCUCACGUCAAGGACACAUGAAGCGUCAUAUUCAGACACAGCAUUCUAGCGAGGAAAUUGCAGCUGCCGCCAGAGAAAAGGCGAGAAUACACUCACAAAAUCGUAAAACAAAGCGCCAUAAAAAGACAGCAAUUUGUGAAUCACAAGCCUCAAAUAUCUUAAAGGAUGUGAAACAUUUAGAGUCUCAAGAGCAAAGCUAUGUUAGUAAUGAACAAGUGCAACAGCAUUUUAUGCCAGGAGUAAAACCAAAUGAAUCAGCACAACAAACUUGUGUACCUGAACCAGAUGAACAAUCCAGACAAGAUGUCUAUGUAUCCAAUACACCACAUUUGGAUAGUUUAACCCCAGUGUACCAUAAUAAUGCUCUUCCACAGGGGUUAGACCUUAGUGUUACUAGGGAACAAUAUGUUCAAGGGCAACUCCGACCUUUAGCUUACACCAACAUGGAGCAAAUCAGCUGGCCUGUGUUCCCCCAAAAUGAUUGAAAAGAGGAGAUUGUUGUA